Molecule: messenger RNA, 5521 nt
Organism: Equus quagga
Lineage: Eukaryota; Metazoa; Chordata; Mammalia; Perissodactyla; Equidae
Product: sister chromatid cohesion protein PDS5 homolog A-like
Exons: 34
Coding region: 179-4378 (1399 amino acids)
Biological process (GO): mitotic sister chromatid cohesion; DNA repair
Cellular component (GO): nucleus; chromatin
Source: RefSeq, a predicted model, not a curated record
CGCUCCGGGGCGGGCGGCGGCGGCGGCGGCGGGACCCGCGGAGCCGCUUUGUGUGCAGCCCGACGAGGGGCGGCGGCGCAACCACCUGACAGAGGCCCGGGCGCUCGAUGCACCUUCCGCCCGCAUGAGGAGGAGGAGAGGCCGGUAGAGGACUGUGAAAGAAAAGUUGUCCCCCAGGAUGGACUUCACCGCGCAGCCCAAGCCUGCCACUGCCCUCUGUGGCGUCGUGAGUGCGGACGGGAAGAUCGCUUACCCUCCGGGGGUAAAGGAGAUCACCGACAAGAUCACCACUGACGAAAUGAUCAAACGACUGAAGAUGGUAGUAAAAACUUUUAUGGAUAUGGACCAGGACUCAGAAGAUGAAAAACAGCAGUAUCUCCCACUCGCCUUGCAUCUUGCGUCUGAAUUUUUCCUCAGGAAUCCCAAUAAAGAUGUGCGUCUCCUUGUAGCAUGUUGUUUGGCUGACAUCUUUCGAAUCUAUGCCCCAGAAGCUCCAUAUACUUCCCAUGAUAAACUUAAGGACAUAUUUUUGUUUAUUACCAGACAAUUAAAAGGUUUGGAGGAUACAAAGAGUCCGCAGUUUAAUAGAUACUUUUAUUUAUUAGAGAAUUUAGCUUGGGUUAAAUCAUAUAACAUCUGCUUUGAAUUGGAAGAUUGCAAUGAAAUUUUUAUUCAGCUUUUUAGGACUCUCUUCUCAGUGAUCAACAAUAGCCACAAUAAGAAGGUACAAAUGCACAUGCUAGACUUGAUGAGUUCUAUCAUCAUGGAAGGUGAUGGAGUUACUCAAGAAUUAUUGGACUCCAUUCUUAUUAACCUCAUUCCUGCACAUAAGAACUUAAACAAACAGUCCUUUGACCUCGCUAAAGUGCUGUUGAAAAGGACAGUCCAGACUAUUGAGGCAUGCAUUGCUAAUUUUUUCAAUCAAGUCCUGGUGCUGGGAAGAUCAUCAGUAAGUGAUUUAUCAGAACAUGUAUUUGAUCUGAUUCAGGAACUUUUUGCUAUAGAUCCUCAUUUGUUAUUAUCUGUCAUGCCACAGCUUGAAUUCAAACUGAAGAGCAAUGAUGGAGAAGAGCGACUAGCUGUUGUUCGACUUUUAGCUAAAUUGUUUGGUUCUAAAGAUUCCGAUUUGGCAACACAGAAUCGUCCUCUUUGGCAGUGUUUUCUCGGACGAUUUAAUGACAUUCACGUUCCUGUGAGAUUAGAAAGUGUGAAAUUUGCCAGUCACUGUUUAAUGAACCACCCAGAUUUAGCAAAGGACCUCACAGAAUAUUUGAAAGUUAGAUCACAUGAUCCAGAAGAAGCCAUUCGUCAUGAUGUCAUUGUUACUAUAAUAACAGCUGCCAAAAGAGACCUUGCCUUAGUAAAUGAUCAGCUGCUUGGCUUUGUAAGGGAAAGAACACUGGAUAAACGGUGGCGAGUAAGAAAAGAAGCUAUGAUGGGUCUGGCUCAGCUUUAUAAGAAAUACUGUCUUCAUGGUGAAGCAGGAAAGGAAGCUGCAGAGAAAGUCAGUUGGAUAAAGGACAAACUUUUGCAUAUUUAUUAUCAGAAUAGCAUCGAUGACAAACUGUUGGUAGAGAAAAUCUUUGCUCAGUAUCUUGUUCCCCACAACCUGGAAACAGAAGAGAGAAUGAAAUGCUUAUAUUAUUUAUAUGCUAGUUUGGAUCCAAAUGCUGUCAAAGCUCUCAAUGAAAUGUGGAAGUGUCAGAACAUGCUUAGAAGUCAUGUACGAGAAUUACUGGAUUUGCAUAAGCAGCCUACAUCAGAGGCUAACUGUUCUGCUAUGUUUGGAAAACUGAUGACCAUAGCAAAGAAUUUGCCUGACCCUGGGAAAGCACAAGAUUUUGUGAAGAAAUUUAACCAGGUUCUCGGUGAUGAUGAGAAACUACGGUCUCAGUUGGAGUUAUUAAUCAGCCCAACCUGUUCAUGCAAACAGGCAGAUGUUUGUGUGAGAGAAAUAGCUCGGAAACUUGCAAAUCCUAAGCAACCAACAAAUCCUUUUCUAGAGAUGGUCAAAUUUCUGUUGGAAAGAAUUGCACCUGUGCACAUUGAUUCGGAAGCCAUAAGUGCACUGGUAAAAUUGAUGAAUAAAUCAAUAGAGGGGACAGCAGAUGAUGAAGAGGAGGGUGUAAGUCCAGAUACAGCGAUUCGUUCAGGACUUGAACUUCUUAAGGUUCUGUCUUUCACACAUCCUACCUCGUUCCACUCUGCAGAGACGUAUGAGUCCCUGUUACAGUGCCUCAGAAUGGAAGAUGACAAGGUAGCAGAAGCUGCUAUACAAAUUUUUAGAAAUACAGGCCACAAAAUUGAAACAGACCUGCCCCAGAUACGAUCGACCUUAAUUCCCAUUUUACAUCAGAAAGCAAAGAGAGGUACUCCACACCAAGCAAAACAGGCUGUUCACUGUAUACAUGCCAUAUUCACAAAUAAAGAAGUCCAGCUUGCACAGAUUUUUGAGCCACUCAGUAGGAGUCUGAAUGCUGAUGUACCAGAACAACUUAUAACUCCAUUAGUUUCAUUGGGCCACAUAUCUAUGUUAGCACCAGAUCAGUUUGCUUCUCCAAUGAAAUCUGUAGUAGCAAAUUUUAUUGUGAAAGAUCUCCUAAUGAAUGACAGGUCAACAGGUGAGAAGAAUGGAAAAUUAUGGUCUCCAGAUGAAGAAGUUUCUCCUGAAGUAUUAGCAAAGGUACAGGCAAUUAAACUUCUGGUAAGGUGGCUGUUGGGUAUGAAAAACAACCAGUCUAAAUCUGCCAAUUCAACUCUUCGGUUAUUAUCAGCGAUGUUGGUUAGUGAGGGUGACCUGACAGAGCAAAAGAGGAUCAGUAAAUCUGAUAUGUCUCGCUUGCGAUUAGCUGCUGGUAGUGCCAUAAUGAAGCUUGCUCAGGAACCUUGUUACCAUGAAAUUAUAACCCCAGAACAGUUUCAGCUCUGUGCACUUGUUAUUAAUGAUGAGUGCUACCAAGUAAGGCAGAUAUUUGCUCAGAAGCUGCAUAAGGCGCUUGUAAAGUUGCUGCUCCCGUUGGAGUAUAUGGCAAUCUUUGCCUUGUGUGCCAAAGAUCCUGUGAAGGAAAGAAGAGCACAUGCACGGCAGUGUUUACUAAAAAAUAUCAGUAUACGCAGGGAGUACAUUAAACAGAACCCCAUGGCUACUGAGAAAUUAUUAUCACUGUUGCCUGAAUAUGUAGUUCCAUAUAUGAUUCACCUAUUAGCCCAUGAUCCAGAUUUUACAAGAUCACAAGAUGUUGAUCAACUUCGUGAUAUUAAAGAGUGCCUAUGGUUCAUGCUUGAAGUUUUAAUGACAAAGAAUGAAAACAAUAGCCAUGCCUUUAUGAAGAAGAUGGCAGAAAACAUCAAGUUAACAAAAGAUGCCCAGUCUCCAGAUGAAUCCAAGACAAAUGAAAAACUUUAUACAGUGUGUGAUGUGGCUCUGUGUGUUAUAAACAGUAAAAGUGCUUUGUGCAAUGCAGAUUCACCAAAGGAUCCAGUCCUUCCAAUGAAAUUUUUUACACAACCUGAAAAGGACUUCUGUAAUGACAAGAGUUAUAUUUCAGAAGAGACAAGAGUACUUCUGUUAACAGGAAAGCCAAAACCUGCUGGAGUACUUGGUGCAGUAAACAAGCCUUUAUCGGCAACGGGAAGGAAACCAUAUGUUAGAAGCACUGGAACUGAGACUGGAAGCAAUAUUAAUGUCAAUUCAGAGCUGAACCCUUCAACUGGAAGUCGAUCAAGCAGAGAACAGAGUUCAGAGGCAGCAGAAACUGGAGUUAGUGAAAAUGAAGAGAACCCUGUGAGAAUUAUUUCUGUCACGCCUGUAAAGAAUAUUGACCCGGUAAAGAAUAAGGAGAUUAAUUCUGAUCAGGCUACCCAGGGCAACAUCAGCAGUGACCGAGGAAAGAAAAGAACAGUAACAGCAGCUGGUACAGAGAAUAUCCAACAAAAAACAGAUGAGAAAGUGGAUGAAUCAGGACCACCUGCCCCUUCAAAACCCAGGAGAGGACGUCGACCCAAGUCUGAAUCUCAGGGCAAUGCAACCAAAAAUGAUGAUAUAAAUAAACCUCUUAGCAAGGGAAGAAAGAGAGCCGCGGUCAGUCAGGAAAGCCCUGGGGGUUUGGAAGCAGGUAAUGCCAAAGCACCCAAACUGCAAGACAUAGCCAAAAAGGCAGCACCAGCAGAGAGACAGAUUGACCUACAAAGAAGCCAAGUGCUCGGAAGUGAUGGCGAUUCACUUUGGGACAUAGAGUCAAGUCCAGGAAAUUCUCCCAGUGAUCUGGAUCGCUUAACAGUCUGGGAGAGCAGCCAGGAAGAGACUGAGGACUCAGAGCUAGUAAAGGGGAGCGUCCUGAAGGUAAAAAGAAAACUCGUUUGCAAAGGGAGAAAAUGAAGGCCAAACAGAAGCAGGCUCCAGCUUCUGUAAAACUUGGAUUCAAAAUGUCCCUGAAGAGAAAUGAAGUUAACUUCAGAACACACACUUUCUGCCUUGAAAACUGAAAGAAACCAUUACUUUCUUUUCACAUGACCACAAGUCUUUGAUGGAAAUGUACAGCAGAAACUCUUGAGAGGGGCUAAAAGCAACUCUAUUCUACCCUUCCCCCCAGACUUUUCUUAUGAAAAGUCAAUAAUUAAGCAAAUUGCUUAACACUUGGUUCCAGUUCCUGCAUAUCUGGAGUUUAAAGGCAUAAUACACCAUUAAUUUCCAUGCUGCAGUUUUUAUUUUAAAGAAAGUAACAGGAUGUCCUUACACUGACACUGAAAAUUCAUCAAUUUUAGAGCCAGGAAUUCCCGUUGUUACACAAGAAAAAAAUAGAAGUCUACUGAAUUAAUUUUUUAGAAGAAAAAAGAUCAGAUUAAAUAUUUCUUUGUUUUUCCUUUUGGAAACUUUUAUGUAUAAUUCUUUCUGCCUGCCUACUUUUCUGCAAAAAUGAGAUGUACAGAUUUCAGUUCCCUGCUAUGAAAAGUGAUGUGGUGGCAAUUUUAUAAAUGUUGCUUUCUGAUUUUUAUCAGAGUGAGAAAAUAAUUAAAAUUAUUAUUGAUUUCAUAUCACUUCAUAUUUUGAUUUCCCCUCCAUUUUAGUUUAAUAUAAUUUGCAAUAAAUGUACAUAUUGUUGUUUGUUUCAUAAAGCAUAUCACUUUAAAGUGGUUUUUACUCCUGUGAUUAUGUUGGGAUAUUUGGAAUUUUAAAGGAGUAAAGACUGUCCAGCAUUUGGUUUUAUAAUGUUUGUCACCAGAUUUUUAUUAUUGAUGUAAAAAAACAAAGGCAAUUUUUUAAAAUAGUUGGACUUUGGCAGCUUUGUAAGGAAAGUUGGAAGUGUUUAGGAUUGCUAUCAAUUUCAGCAUUGUGCUAUUGGGAAAUAAGUGUUUUGCUUUUGUCUGCCGAUCUGGGCUCAGUUUUUAUGUUUAUUUUAGAAGACAACUGUUGCAUCAAUAUAUUGCUUCUUGGCAUUGUUCAGCAUAGGUAAUGUGUGCACUUUUGUGUACACAUGCUCAUAUUUAAGUUUUUGCAUAAAAUAAAUGCUUCUAGAUGUCA